AUGUCUGAAAUCUUCGCUUCUAAGCGAGUCUCUACUGCUGAGUGCAGCCGUCAUCUACAGAUCUCCUCUGGUCUCUCUCCGAAGGCUAGGCUUAAGCUUCGUUUGACAUGGUUAUUUAAUCGCUCACCGAAGUCUCGAUCUCUGCCAUCUUGCUCCAACACCCGUGUACUUCCAGUGGUCAUAUACCGUCGGUUUGAGUUGGAGUCACCGGCCGGAGGCUUCUCACGCAGCUGCUAUAAUCUUCCGUCACGGAGGACACGGUACUUUUACCCGUCGUCUUCAUCCCUCCGUUACGAGAGCUAUCAAAGUUGGGCUUGGCCCAUUUUGAGUAUUGGGCUUGUUAGCCUUUCAAGCCCAUCUUCUGUGCUUUCAAAAACUAGGUUAUGUGCUGAUUAUUUACUUUGGUGUUACUACUGA
Arabis nemorensis is the source of this 417-nucleotide messenger RNA. The record is from the annotation of a GenBank genome assembly. Lineage: Eukaryota; Viridiplantae; Streptophyta; Magnoliopsida; Brassicales; Brassicaceae.